Molecule: messenger RNA, 1239 nt
Organism: Salvelinus namaycush (lake trout)
Lineage: Eukaryota; Metazoa; Chordata; Actinopteri; Salmoniformes; Salmonidae
Product: palmitoyltransferase ZDHHC23-A-like
Exons: 4
Coding region: 1-1239 (412 amino acids)
Biological process (GO): peptidyl-L-cysteine S-palmitoylation; protein targeting to membrane
Cellular component (GO): endoplasmic reticulum; Golgi apparatus
Molecular function (GO): protein-cysteine S-palmitoyltransferase activity
Source: RefSeq, a predicted model, not a curated record
AUGAAAUGGGAGAAGUUUAAGCCUCCAGAGCCAGAUGAUGCCAUGUGCUGUUUUGAAUGUGAUUUGGACCCACAUGGAUGCUGCUGUGACUGUGACGAUCUGGAUGAAGCUUGCAGCAGGUGGCUGAAGGGUGAGCCUCAGAAACCUGACUGUGCGUUGCCUGUGUUUGGUGCAGUGAUGGACCGGCUGAGGUUGAGACUGUUAUCAGGGGACAGGCGGGUGGAGAUCUCCAUGGUCCCAGCUUUAGUGCUGCUUCCCAUGCUACUGCGGCUGGCAGCCCUGCACUUCCUGCUGGGCCUGGUCAUUCUGACAGCCCUGCCUGGCCUGGUGCUGUGGUACUACUACGCCACACACCGGAAGAAGGGCCGCACCCUCUUCUUCCUCAGCCUAGCGCUCUUCUCCCUAGCCUACAUGUACUUCCUCUUCAUCACAGAGAUCCUACCUCGUGGGGACGUAAGUCACCUGCAGCUGGUGACCGUGACAACGGGUGUGGUUCUUACUCUUAUCUCUCUUGUGCGCACAAAGAUGGGGCCAGGCUUCGUGCAGCCUUCCCUGGCUGACACGCACAGCACCAGCACCAAUCAUUACCAACUGUCUGACAAAGACUCUGCCUCUCAGAAUGGAGUGGACCAGUCAGUGUUGCCAGCCCCCCCAGCCAGACCAGUGGAACAGCAGACACAGUCGCUGACAGUGAAGGGGGGCAGGUGUCCUCUGUGCAAAGUGGUGCGUCCCCCUCGGGCGGGACAUUGCCGGAUCUGUGGAGGCUGUGUCCAGCGCCUGGACCACCACUGUAUCUGGAUUAACAGCUGUGUGGGCCAGGCUAAUCAUCGCAGCUUCCUGCUGACCCUGCUCCUCUUUCUGUUGACCUCUCUGUAUGGGGUCAGUCUGGUGCUGCGCAGCGUGUGUCCCCAACAGAACCUGCUUACCGCCCUACUCUACUGCCCUGGUGUCUACAGUCAGUACAGCUCAGCCCUGUGCUUCACCUGUGCCUGGUACAGCAGUAUUGUCACAGCAGGCCUGCUAAACCUGCUGGUGCUGCAACUUAUCAAUAUCAGCUACAAUGUGACAGAACGGGAGGCACAACUUGCACUGCGGAGGAAAAAUGGCCAGAGUCGUCCGUGUGGCCUUGUUGACGACACAGGGGUCUACUCACGUGGCUUCUGCCAGAACUGGGCUGAAUUCCUGGCAAUGGGAGAGCCUGUCGAUAGACCAUCCUCCGUCCUCACUGACUUGGUUUAG